AUGAGCAAGGCGGUCAGCGAGGCGCAGACGGCCCUCGCACAGGAGCGCGCCUCGGCCGCAGAAGCUGCGCGGUCUGCGGCGAGAAGGGUGGCAGAGGCGGAGAGGCGGGCGGAGGCGCUGGCGGAGGAGAGCGAGAGCCUGCGCCUGCAGCUCAACGCGCGGCCCACCGUCAAGGCCUUCGGCGCCCUCAAGCGCCAGCUGGAGUCCCUGGAGCGCCAGCUGGCGCGCUCGCAUGCCGGCCCCGACUCCGCACAGCCUAGCCUCGGGGCAGCCCGAGCGCGUAAGGACCGGGAGGUGCACCGCGCGGGGCUGGAGGCUGUGGGAGAGCUGGCACAGGGCGAGCUGGCAGACAUUUUGCAGCAGCUGUGCCUGGCUCUGGGCAUGGCCGACGCCGCGGAGCUGCCGGCAGCUGUCGCCCGGCUUCAGCGCGCCGUCACCACCCUGCCACGCCUCGAGCGCUUCGUCACCGACGUCUGUGAGGUGGUGUUCCGCCGGGGCGGGCACCUGACGCAGGAGGCGCAGGAGGACCCGGCAGCGGUGCCGCGUAUUCUGGAGCGCUGGGUGGAUGCGCAGGACAGCAGCAGCGAGGCCGAGCAGCUCAGAGAUGCCCUGGAACACCUCCUGCUGCAGCGCCCUGGCAACGGCAGCGGCACAUCUCUGGUGACCUUUCCCACGAUACACUUCCUUGUGUGA
Molecule: messenger RNA, 693 nt
Organism: Coccomyxa subellipsoidea C-169
Lineage: Eukaryota; Viridiplantae; Chlorophyta; Trebouxiophyceae; Coccomyxaceae
Exons: 4
Coding region: 1-693 (230 amino acids)
Biological process (GO): cilium assembly; regulation of microtubule cytoskeleton organization
Cellular component (GO): centrosome
Molecular function (GO): gamma-tubulin binding
Source: RefSeq, a predicted model, not a curated record